This is a messenger RNA of Fusarium poae, 606 nucleotides long. RefSeq lists its product as uncharacterized. The coding region runs from base 1 to 606 and encodes 201 amino acids. The record is from RefSeq and is a predicted model, not a curated record. NCBI's taxonomy places the organism in Eukaryota, Fungi, Ascomycota, Sordariomycetes, Hypocreales, Nectriaceae. The transcript is spliced from 3 exons.
AUGCCGACAUGGCAGGACAGCAAAAACGAAAAGACGGCCUCUUGUCGGUCUCAAUUCCCAUCCUCUUCAAAGGGUCUCCAACCUCUGGAAGCAGACAGAAUGGAUCUACGACACCUCUUUGCCAAUAGACUCAUGCCUGUCGCCUUUGCGCUGCCAUGGGUCGUGAGCAUGAUCAUAUCCUGUAUCCCAUUUACCCGAAUUAAUUUAUUCGAGGCUCCAGAUUUUCUUAUUUUGGCUGCGCUUGUUAGCAUCGUCGAAGUCCUCAGUAUUGUCGCAGUCUUUAUCUACACAGCCCUCCGCACCGACAACGAGACAAACAGCAUCUUCAAAGAGAAGUGCCUACGAGCUUGGUUCUGGUUUCUUUUCAUCAGUCCCUUUGUCACUGGUACCAUGGUUGUUCUCAUGGCUAGCGACAUUUCGUGCGACCCAGAGGAUGAUUUGGACAUGCACCAGCCAAUCUGCCAAGUUGGCAUUCGUCUCAUUAAAGCCACAGCAUUGUGCCGAGCAGGAAUAAUCGCUACCUUUCUUUUUGCGACAUCGUCCUGGCUUGAGCAGCGUCCCCGACAACCCGUCGACGAGUAUUAUGACCCUAUUGAAGAAGCCUGA